AUGCUCGUUCCGUUCUUCAUUGCUGCUAUUGCGGCUAUCCCUGCCGUACAGGCCCAGGAUGUCACUGCCUCCGUCACUCGAUGCACAACUCGCUUUGGCAUGUUCCCUGCACCUACCGGAGCCUCACUCGACACCUGGUACAACUAUGCGACUACCACCAACAGCUUCGCGGUGACAAGCACCACUCAGGAGACCACUACCGUUACUCCUUCAGCAACUACCUUCACCGAUGUCGUCAACAUCACUUCCACAUUCUUCACUACCUCGACGUCCGUACCGGCCGCGGUCGUAGUCCCUACAGCAGCUGGCUUUUUCCCGCUCCUUACCGCCAUGGCCACCCCCGCUGCCACCCCCAUGGGCCGCUACAAGCGUGCUCUCAUCGGAUCUCGCUCGGAGCACAUCCACAAGGUCAAGCGCCAGACCGCGCCCGGCAACACUGCAGGCUUCAUCGUGUCUGCUGAUGGCAGCACUUCCAACCUCAACCGCAUCUACCCUCAGCGAGUCGUCUGCCGUGUUGCAGUUACCGUUAACAGCACUGCGACCACCAUCGUUACCGGCCUGCCCAAGACGGAGGUUCUGGUUCCGGCUACUGCUACUGCUGUUAGCACCGCGACGUUCAGUGUCACCGAGACAAUCAUCGAGGUUGUGGCUCGUCCUACCACCUAUGCAGCCUGUGAGGCCAACAACGUUGUCUCUCAUGUCCCCGGCUUCGACAACGAGCAAAUCUACUUCGACCGCAUCGUCUUCCGCCCGACCGAAGGAUUCCCCGCCGCCAACAGCCUCGUAGUCAACACGACAUCUGCCAUCAACUGCUGCAUUGCAUGCCAGAACCAGCCUUUCUGCGCUGGUUCCUUCUACGCACCUUCGCGCCAAGCGUGCCACCUGCAGCUGACCCAGGCAGCGCCCGCGCCCGCGCCUCCCUCGCUGCCAGCCUCCAACUCCAGCCUGCUCAUCGCCGCGGCCUCAGGCGCGCCCUACCCGAUUCCCGGAAACGAGACGGUGAUACUGUACGCAACCGCCAGCGGCAUGGCGCCCUCGGGUCUCUCGACCAUGGUGCCCAUCGCAACGCCCAUCUCGGACGGCGGUAUGAGCAUCCAGCCCAUCUCGGAGCCAGCCAGCACCGGCACGCCCUCGAACCCGGGUAGCGGAACCUGCUCCAUCGGCUCGCUGAGCCUGUACCUGGGCGUUGCGCGGGGCCAGAAGGAUUUCCCAGAGGACGUGGCGCUCAGCUUCUCCAACGGGCCGUGUGGUCGCAUGAGCAUCGAUUUCGAGGCUGUUACGCCCGAGACGAACGAUGUGAUUGCUAGGCGCAUGAUUAGCAUCUAA
Messenger RNA from Ascochyta rabiei, 1326 nucleotides. RefSeq lists its product as uncharacterized. Bases 1 to 1326 code for a protein of 441 amino acids. NCBI's taxonomy places the organism in Eukaryota, Fungi, Ascomycota, Dothideomycetes, Pleosporales, Didymellaceae. The transcript has 2 exons. The record is from RefSeq and is a predicted model, not a curated record.